Molecule: messenger RNA, 2271 nt
Organism: Coccidioides posadasii C735 delta SOWgp
Lineage: Eukaryota; Fungi; Ascomycota; Eurotiomycetes; Onygenales; Onygenaceae
Gene: MCH1
Product: Putative monocarboxylate transporter mch1
Biological process (GO): transmembrane transport
Cellular component (GO): membrane
Molecular function (GO): transmembrane transporter activity
Source: RefSeq, a predicted model, not a curated record
AAAAUGAGGCUUGCCAUGGUGUUUUGAGACCUUUUUUAUACUUUUUACGAAAUUGCAUCCUUCGCGCCUACCGGAUGGCAUCAUCAAGUCGUGACUCAAUAUCCGAGGCAACGUAUCUUCGGGACGGAAUGAAGCGGCUAUCUUGCUAACACAAUAUUAUCAUUCGACGCUUACUUUUCGUAAGGGUGUAGGAGAGUGCCAGUCGAAGCUCCAGAAAGGCAAGAGAGUGUUCCGUUGCCAUAUCCUGAGCUGCAAGAACCCUAUUACGACGUCCUCAAAAGGGAGAACACUCACUCAUCAUGGGCCACGCAAACGGGAGUGGCGGGCGUAAUGGUGGAGCGCACAUUGACAAACGGGAUUUCGACGCUAACCGCCGUUUGCUCGGCGGUGAGGACGUGGAAAACGGAAGGGCCGCUGGCCAACUGGGCCGAUGUUCCAACGAAUCGGAUGGCUUGUUCUGUGACGUUGUGACCGAGAUUGUAAGAAGGGAUCGUGAGUUGAUGAGGAGGGAGUUAGUGAGAAUGGGAAGCUUCGUCUGGGGCGUCUUAACAGCUUCCUGCGCCGGAAGCAUCACCGGGUUUUCGGUCUAUGGACCGCUCCUCCUUUCUCGUCUUCACUAUACACAGUUCCGCGUUAAUGCCGUCGCUGUGGCCGCAGAGCUGGCGAUGUACCUCCCAGUCCCAAUCUUUGGCUACCUCUGUGAUAGAUACUCGCCUGGACCGGUUGCAAUAUUAUCAGCGUUCUUUUUCGGCCCAGGAUACCUGCUGGCAGCGUUGACGUACAAAUCUGGACCCCCACCAGACGCUGGCGGGUCAGGAUGGCCAUACUUCAUUAUGAUCCUUGGAUUCCUGGGUGUCGGUGCGGGGACUGCCUCGAUGUACUUGGCUGCCGUGACCACCUGUGCGAAGAACUUCGCGCGGAGCAAGCAUAAGGGAUUUAUGCUAGCGAUGCCCAUUGCGGCGUUUGGGCUAAGCGGAAUGUGGCAGAGCCAAAUCGGAAGGCACCUUCUCUAUGAACACGGCCCGAACGGUGAAAAGGGAGACGUGGAUGUGUUCAAAUACUUUUUAUUUUUAGCCAUUAUGCUCUUCAGCGUUGGGGUCAUAGGAUUGUUCGCUCUGCGACUUGUUGAUGAGGACAAGCUGAUCGAUGAAGCUGUGGAGGAGCUUGAGCGAAGUGGAUACCUUGAUGAGAGCCCCUUUUUCCAUUCGAGAGAGGAAGUCGAAGCUUCAUAUGGGACAUUUGGGCCAGACCACAGUGGAAGUUCAAGAGCCAGAGACGAUGGUGAUUCAGUCACCUCGUCACGGGAAGAAGAAAAGAAAAAAACUUGGCUUCUUAAUCAGGAAACGAAGAUCUUUUUGAGGGACAAGACAAUGUGGUGUCUUGCUGCAGGCUUCUUCCUCGCGUCCGGUCCAGGAGAAGCAUAUAUCAAUAACGUCGGAACAGUUAUCAACACGCUAAGUCCUCCCUCAUACCCCCCAAACCUACCUCCACCGGCCGGCUACCCAUCCACUCACGUAACCAUCAUCGCCCUUACCUCCACAGCUGCCCGCCUCUUGACUGGCUCACUUUCCGACAUGUUCGCGCCCAUUCCGCACUCACACCUACAAGUCCCGCAUGAGCCUUCAGAUUUAGCCACACCUGAAGUCCGUCUCACUCUAUCACGCCUUAUCUUCCUCAUUCCUUCUGCCAUCUUACUCUCCUUCGGCUAUCUCUACCUAUCUACCCCACUCGCACUUAACUACCCAUCCACUUUCCCCGUUACCACAUCCCUUGUUGGCUUAGGCUACGGCGCUGCCUUCUCUCUUGUACCCAUUAUCAUCUCCGUUGUAUGGGGCGUGGAGAAUUUCGGCACGAAUUGGGGAAUUGUGGCUAUGGUUCCGGCUCUGGGAGCCACGGUUUGGGGCGUGGUAUAUUCCGCUGGGUAUGAGGCUGCGAUUAGUCCUGGUGAGAGUGAGUGUCGUGGAUGGAGUUGCUAUGGAUACUGGGCGUUGGGUUGUACAGCGAGCGCCUGGGUAGCGGCGAUAUUCUGGGGGAUUGCGUGGAGAGGGUGGAGGAAGCGAGGCGUGAUAGUAUGACAGUGCAUUCAUCCAUAUCCGCUAUCAUCAUUCGCUUGCGGACUCUACACAUUUCUAAGCAUUUUCCCUAACUAGCAUGGCGUUGUUUGGUUUAUCAUAGGCGGAGAUAUGUGCUGGUAUUUUUGGAUUUGAUAUCUCGCGUAGCUAGUUAAAUUAUGCAUAGAUCACUAUGAAUAGACUGAUAGAAUUUCGGGAG